CUAGAGGAUUUAUUUUUAGUGCUUUAUUUGAACAUUCAGUUUACAGUGUGGUACAACCAAAAUAGAUCAUAACAAUAAGAUAUUAAGAAAUAUAAGUAAUAGUUAAAGAAAACACAAACACGACCAUAGCUCAAAACAGAAGUAGAAUUAGACAGUAACUUAAAGAAAGAAAGAGGGUAUUACCCAAGUUUAAAAGAAAAUUACACAUCAUAGUGUCCUAGAGGAAGCAUCUACGUGUGCAGCGCUUGUGACGUCACUGGGUCUGAAUGCAUGUAUGUUGGAGUCGACUCCGAUUCGGAUUCAAUAGUCUUAGAAUCGAUGCACGGUUCAAGAGGAAAUGUUUUGUAAUAUCAAUUAUGAUGCACCUAAUGCGCUGUUGAUGUUGUUAUUGACGUCAUUAUGCAUGACACUGCCUGAUAGAUCUAUCUUUUGAUAAAUCUGACCGCUUUGGAAUUUGUCACUUUUGUACAUAUGAUGUGCGUUUAUUUCUUUUAUAUAUUUAUUUAUUUUUUUAUGUCGUACGUGUUUACAUUGUAUGUUUCCAAAGAAAAUACGAGCACACUGCUCCUAUUUAUGAUAUACGUAUUUACAUUAUGCUUACCAGCGAGACUUACCAUUCGACUCACUUUGGGCUGAAUCGAUUCCAAAAUUCUAGAAUCGACUCCCUCCACCCCGAAUCGACUCGCAGUCCUGUACGUCACGCAAGAAGGUACAAAACAAAGAUGUCAAACUUGUCUCUAAGCGAAGGGGCAGGAAAAUCAGUAAAUAUUAUCCUUUGGAAUAUGUGUACACGUUCUAGAUCGUGUAUACGUUUUCUGUAAAUAUUAUUUACACGGUUGUAUUUAGUAUGUACUUGGCAUAUUCAGCCCUCGAGCUAAGUUUAUACGAGAAUCGUUAGGACUCGGCGGUUACUUUGGCGUUAUUUUAAAAACACGUUUAUUUACCGUGUUAGCGCCUGGUACGAACAGGGGCGGGUUUUGGUGAGAAAUGAAACACUAAACGAUGUGAGUAAGCAGCUCUGGACUUUACUGAGUCAUCUUUUCUUUUCUGGUGAUAAAGAAGAAAAUUACCGGCACGAGCUGCGGUUCUGACCCGACACCAUCAGCGCGUGACGCUCGAUCUCCUUCGCUAGGCUGAGUAAGCUGAGUAAACCCCGCCUCCUGACUACCUCCAUUGGCUCGUUUUUUGGAAAAAUGACGGCUAAUAAACCCAAAGCGCCGAACUCUCUGGCCCUCCACAAAGUGAUAAUGGUGGGCAGCGGCGGAGUGGGCAAAUCCGCGCUCACGCUCCAGUUCAUGUACGACGAGUUUGUGGAAGACUACGAGCCCACUAAAGCUGACAGCUACAGGAAGAAAGUGGUGCUGGAUGGAGAGGAGGUGCAGAUCGAUAUUCUGGACACGGCAGGGCAGGAAGACUACGCUGCCAUUCGGGAUAACUACUUCCGCAGCGGAGAGGGCUUCCUCUGCGUGUUCUCCAUCACCGAAUCGGAGUCUUUCGCCGCCACUGCUGACUUCCGAGAGCAGAUCCUCCGAGUGAAGGAGGACGAGAACGUGCCCUUCCUGCUGGUCGGAAAUAAGUCGGACCUGGAGGACCGGAGGCAGGUGGGAGCGGAGGAAGCCAAAGCCCGAGCCGACCAGUGGGGCGUCAGCUACGUAGAGACGUCCGCCAAAACCCGGGCCAACGUGGACAAGGUGUUUUUCGACCUCAUGCGAGGAAUCCGCGCCAGGAAAAUGGAGGAGGGCAAGGAGAACGGGAAAAACACCAGGAAGAGCUUUAUGAAGAGGAUUCGGGAGAGAUGUUGUAUUUUAUAAUGACUGAGUGUUUGUUUGGUUUAGUUUUUUUUGCGCUGUGAUGUCACUUCCUACCAUUUUCAAAUGUCUUGUCUAAUUACAGCUUGUUUAAUUUGACUUCUUUUUUUGAAGGGUAACAAGGGACAGAAAAUCAGGUAUGUGCACGUGUACUUGGAACAAGUCUUGAUGAUCAUGAGACUGAUACGAAGCUAUUACUUUUCAUUAUUUAAAUGUACAUAGGUCGAGUCAUAUGACACUAAUGUGUUUUUGUGUGUGCGCGCGCGUGUGUGUGUGUGGUUUUUCAAGCACACUAAGGGCCCAGUACUACCGCUUCACACUUGGCAUUUUUUCCCUAACGUCAGCACACACUUAACAUUUACUCCUACAGGAAGUUGACGCAAGGCAAUGUUUCUUGGUCAUCUUCCAUAAAAGCGCAAAGAGGCUUUUUUUUUUUUUUUUUUUUAAACUUCAAGGAGGAUAAAGUGCAGGAGGAUGGGGAAAAAAAAAAGCAAUCUUGUUGUCGAGUGAAUGUAAAGAAUAGAAUGGAAAAUAUUUCCUUUCUAAUUUUCCAGUGUGUCGAUUUCACCGGUACAUUUCACAGUUCUCCGCCUCCAAAGCUACAACAAAAUCAAACAACUUCCUCAGCACCAGCGUUACACUAGUCUUUAUUUCAUCUUUAUUUCUCUAACCCUAUUUCAUUUUCACAAAAUGUAAUCAGUUCAUCAGGAGGUAGCAAGUAUACAGAUCCUGUAUUUAACCACUUAUUUCUUUAGGUAAUACACUAGAAUUUCUUUACGGCUAAAAUCCCAGCUAGCCAGAAACCAGGCCUCGAGGUCUCGAACGCAUACUUAACGUCUCUGUAUGACGAACAGGAAGGACGCUAUUCGGGGAAAAAAAGCCAAGUGUGAACACAGCCUUAGUCUGCUGCACGGGUUUGGGUUCUGCGUGCGCUUUAGAGAAACGUAAGGAGGAUGCUCUAUACCUAAGCUUUUAAAAAGGCCGGAAGCUUUCUAGCUGGAAAACCUAUUCUCCAAACGCAAGUUCGAGCCGUCACGAGGUCAAGGUUACAGGUGACGUGCGAACUCGAUAAAGAUCAGCCAACUAAAACGAGUGCCUUGGCUUAAGAAAUCACUAAACCACUAAAAGGAACUUUAAGAUGUGACACAAAUGAACGUUUCAGGCAGAUCACCUAUUACAAGUUUCUCCUCGCUCGCACACGCUAGAUUGGACAGUCGUGGAUCGCCACAUCGCCGCGUCCAGAGCCGAGCUUUUCAAAAGCGUACUUACCUCAGAUCACUGAACGAGGUUAACAACCUUAACACUACAUACGUACUGUACAUAAAACUUCAUUCAAUGAAAUAGAUCCUCUGGAAACAGUACACACUUGCUGGGUCUCAAAGGGGUUAGUGGUGGAGAUCGCAAGCAAGCCUGAUCAACGCUAUUAAGCGCUAUUGGUCCGUUUGACCGAAUCGUUUUAAUCCGAACCUCAACGACUGAAAAACAAACAGAAUAUCUGUCCCUACACUAGGCCAAUGCCAAUUUAUUCAUAAGUUAUUAUAUAUAUGUGUGCGCAAUCUGAGGCACAUGCAAAGAAAUGCUGUAAAGCAAAGUUCCCUUCAAAAAUAACACAUUCCUACAUAAAAAAAAAUCUACUAAAGUAAUCAACUAAAAGUCGAUAUUCCAUGUGACGUUUGAAAAAUGCGACAGCAGUCCCCGGUAGAAUUUGUGCAGUUUCAUGAGGAAAUUAUCUGGCGAGUUUUACCGAGCGUCUUCACGGUUCUUCCGGAGACUCCGUCUGUCCGUCUAGAUAACGCCUGAAAGCGUCCGUUGUUCUUUUAUCUGAAAAGUGGUGUUUUUAUGUAACGUUACUUUCUUCACUCACGUACAAAAAAAAAAGAGAUACUUCUGUAGUAUGCAAUAUUCUGUUGGAAACCUUUAAAAAAUUUGGAAACUAACAUCAGUGUGACGUGACUUACAGAAAUGUACAUAAUACCGACGCUAGCUAAAAGAGUAAACACGUACCGACUGAUAUUUUUAAUCAUUCACUCUCAUCAUUAGCCGCUUUAACCAAAUCUUAUUCUUUAAAGUGUACUUGAUGGUUUUUUUUUGUUUUUUUGGUCGUCUUCUUUUAUUUAUGCAAUGGGGGGAAAAAGCUGUUUCUUUUCUCCGGUUCCAUAAUUAUUGUGUGCAGACUUUCAAAGCUGCAUCAGAUGAGCUUCUAAUGAAUUAGAAAGAAAGACCUCAAAACAUCCUCAUUUCAUGACCUCAACAGACUGAUCUGGAUUUGAAUGAACUUCUAAUCUAUAUCUAUAUAUCUAUAUCUAUAUAUAUAGCUACGUAUGUCAUGUGGGUCCGUUGUAAUGCUGUCUUCAUUUGAAUGAUUUGAACGGUCGUUUCCUGCUAACUGCAAUUCAUUAACGGUCCUGUAUCGCCAGCCACGAUGGCACGCGCGCGUGUAUUGUUCCUGUAACCCGCGGAUUGAACGUUUUCUAGCGUAAUAACCAACUUCGCCCUGUGAUUACCGCUACAUGGGGUCAUGACGCCGAAACACAACGUGCUCUGCUGAAGCCCUGGGGUACUUUUUUUUGUUCUCAAAAUAAUUGUUAAUUAACGCAUCUGUCAAACCCAGAGUCAAAAUAAUGAAAUACAAGAGAUUUUAUUA
Molecule: messenger RNA, 4452 nt
Organism: Ictalurus punctatus (channel catfish)
Lineage: Eukaryota; Metazoa; Chordata; Actinopteri; Siluriformes; Ictaluridae
Gene: ralab
Product: v-ral simian leukemia viral oncogene homolog Ab (ras related)
Exons: 5
Coding region: 1194-1811 (205 amino acids)
Biological process (GO): Ras protein signal transduction; regulation of exocytosis
Cellular component (GO): plasma membrane
Molecular function (GO): GDP binding; GTP binding; GTPase activity
Source: RefSeq, a predicted model, not a curated record